Tachysurus vachellii is the source of this 929-nucleotide messenger RNA. RefSeq names its product b(0,+)-type amino acid transporter 1-like. The record is from RefSeq and is a predicted model, not a curated record. The transcript is spliced from 4 exons. Gene Ontology annotation, biological process: amino acid transmembrane transport. Gene Ontology annotation, cellular component: membrane. Gene Ontology annotation, molecular function: L-amino acid transmembrane transporter activity. The coding region runs from base 1 to 864 and encodes 287 amino acids. Lineage: Eukaryota; Metazoa; Chordata; Actinopteri; Siluriformes; Bagridae.
AUGGCUGCUCUGUUUCUACGGCUACACGAAUUCCUUCAAAGUAUGGAAAUCUCGCGAGAGCUAGGAACAACGAUCCGUGAAUCUGGAGGUGAAUACAUCUAUAUAAUACACACGUCUGGCAACCUGAUGGCCUUUAUAUUUGCCUUUACAUCUGUUCUGGUUGUGAGGCCAACCAGUAUGACUGGACUGGCUCUCAGCUUUGCCCAGAAUGCUGUUGCACCCUUCUAUGAAGACUGUGCACCUCCAGCUGUGGUGGUGAAGUCUGUAGCUGCUGUUGGCCUCUUACUCUUGGUCAUGGUGAACUGCCUGAAUGUGCGAUUUUCCAUGGCUGUCACAACAAUCCUAAUGGCAGUUAAGUUCCUUGCACUGCUUGUUAUUUCCAUUGGUGGUGUGGUGUUGCUUAUUCAAGACAACACUGGCAAUCUUCAAUAUGCAUUUGAGGGGACAAGCCAAAGCGUUGGUGUGAUAGGAAUGGCUUUCUAUCAGUGUCUGUGGUCUUACGAUGGCUGGAACAACCUGAACUCUGUAACUGAAGAACUUAAGUGUCCAGAGGUAAAUCUCCCCCGGGCAUUAAUGAUUGCCAUCCCGAUGGUAACCAUCCUCUACUUGCUGAUUAAUGUCAGUUAUCUGGCUGCCAUGACUCCAAGAGAAAUUAUGGUAUCCAGUGCUGUAGCAGUUACUUGGGGUAACAAUAAGGUCCUGGGUAGCUGGGGCUGGGUGAUGUCUAUUGCUGCAGCACUGUCAUCCUUCGGCUCUCUAAAUGGAUCCUUUUUUAGCGGAGGACGAGUUUGUUUUGUCGCUGCCCGAGAGGGUCAUAUGGUAAGGAAAACAAGAACAACUAUUAUUUUGCCUUCGUCAUUUUAACUGCAACAGCAUGUUCUUUCAGGUGACUCAUUUAAUGAUAAUUUGUUAAUAAUGUAGUACUCACU